AUGGAAAAGAACGGCAUCACUCCCGCCGGCCAACAAUUUGUCGAACUCACGACCAAUCCUCACCAUCGGCACCCCUCCAAAGAGAGCAGUGGCUAUCAGCAAAUGCCCAACCCACAUCUACUGCAUGGCGAGGCAAAGACAUCUGCCAUACAAGAGGAAGACAUGAUCUCCCGCCACCGCACGGCCUCUGCCUUUGACACCGAAAGCCAGUCACCCACUCGAUCUUCCCAUGACCCUCUAGAACUCGCUCGACGGCUCAAGUCCAAAACAGAGCUCGACCGCAUUACGGCCAAUACCGCCCGCAAACGCCAUGCCAUUUGCAAUCCUAUGGUCAUCGCAGGGAAAGCGCCUGGCUCCAAAGUCACCGAGUUCUAUGAGUCACAAAACGAGCAGAUUCAAAGACUCUUAAAACCAGUGGAUGAGCAUGUCCGCGAGGCGAGGGACACCCAUACCUCCAACCAUCUGCGCUUUCAGAUCGCGGUUUAUGGAAGCUUUCUCGCCAACAUAAUUCUAGCCGCCCUGCAAGUCUAUGGUGCCGUGGCCUCAGGCUCUCUGUCUCUGUUUACAACAAUGGCGGAUGCCGUCUUUGACCCCCUCUCCAAUGUCACCUUGAUUCUCUCCAACAAAGCCGUUCAAAAAGUCGAUGCUCGCAAGUUCCCAGCCGGAAAGGCACGGAUCGAGACAGCCGGAAACAUUGUCUUUUGCUUUCUCAUGACUGCGGUUAGUUUCAUCCUGAUCGCCUUUUCCAUCCAAGAACUUGUCCGCGGUUCCGCAGAGGAAACUAAGGAUUUCCACUUACCUUCGGUCAUUGCCGUCACUGUGGCUUUUUGCACCAAACUUGCAUUGUUCUUGUAUUGCUGGGCGUUGAGAAAUCAAUACUCCCAAGUACGCAUUCUAUGGGAGGACCAUCGCAACGAUCUUUUCAUCAACGGCUUUGGUGUCCUCACGUCUGUGGGUGGAAGCAAACUCAGGUGGUGGCUAGAUCCCUCGGGUGCCAUUAUCCUAUCCGUAUUGAUCUCCGUCUUGUGGCUGCGCACCGCUUACUCAGAAUUCCAACUCCUCAUUGGCAUUACUGCAGACACCGAAACUCAACAACUCAUCACCUACGUGAGCAUGACCCACAGUGAUCGAAUCAAGCAGAUCGAUACUGUCCGCGCAUGGCAUUCUGGACCUCGAUUGGUUGUCGAGGUCGAUGUGGUCAUGGACCCUGACGAGAGUCUUCGCGUCAGUCACGAUGUUGCAGAGGAAUUGCAGAUGAAGCUUGAGAGCUUGCCUGACGUGGAAAGGGCCUAUGUUCAUUGCGAUUUCGAAACGACCCAUAAGCCUGAGCAUUUCCUCAAGAAAGAACUUUAA
Molecule: messenger RNA, 1353 nt
Organism: Exophiala aquamarina CBS 119918
Lineage: Eukaryota; Fungi; Ascomycota; Eurotiomycetes; Chaetothyriales; Herpotrichiellaceae
Exons: 1
Coding region: 1-1353 (450 amino acids)
Biological process (GO): transmembrane transport; monoatomic cation transport
Cellular component (GO): membrane
Molecular function (GO): monoatomic cation transmembrane transporter activity
Source: RefSeq, a predicted model, not a curated record